AUGAAGGGGGUCUCGCGCGUUCAGGAGUUUGAGCUCACGUGGGUCGUGUACGACCCGACGGAUCCGCUGGGCGCCCUAUUGGCGCUCUUUACGCUGUCUCCCAUCUUCCUGAUGAUUGCGUACGUCACAGUCGUCGCAUCGCAAAGAGACCUAGAUAGCAUCAGUAUGCUCGCUGGGCAGCUUGUGGGUGUCGUGGUGAACAAAGUGCUGAAAAAAGUGAUCAACCAGCCGCGCCCAGAAAGUGCGUUCAUGCGUGGACCAGGAAUGCCAUCGGCGCAUUCUCAAUUCAUGGGCUUCUUCGCAGCUUAUGUCGUAAUCUACACGUGGAAGAGACUGAACUCACGGAGACGACUAGAGCAAUGGUUCACGAUAUCGAGCGUGAUCAUGACGUCGUGUUUGACCUGCUACUCGCGUAUCCACUUGAGUUACCACUCUACGGACCAAGUCAUAGCUGGCGCGGUCGUCGGUGUGCUAACUGGGGUUGGCUGGUACACUUUGGUCGCCGCGGUCUCUCCGUGGCUGUUUCCUAUGGUGGCUGAAUCGCGCCUUGCAAAGGUCUUCUUCGUGCGCGACAUCUCGCACAUCCCGGACUUGACUAUCUACCAAUACGAAAAAAACAGCAUCAAAGCCAACGGAACCUUUUCGGCGAAGAAGGUUCAGUAG
Messenger RNA from Hyaloperonospora brassicae, 663 nucleotides. NCBI's taxonomy places the organism in Eukaryota, Oomycota, Peronosporomycetes, Peronosporales, Peronosporaceae. The record is from the annotation of a GenBank genome assembly.